Messenger RNA from Bemisia tabaci, 4502 nucleotides. It is a transcript of the gene TP53INP, whose product is annotated as Tumor protein p53 inducible nuclear protein. The record is from RefSeq and is a predicted model, not a curated record. Lineage: Eukaryota; Metazoa; Arthropoda; Insecta; Hemiptera; Aleyrodidae. Gene Ontology annotation, cellular component: nucleus; autophagosome. Gene Ontology annotation, biological process: positive regulation of DNA-templated transcription; autophagosome assembly.
CCGAAGUUGCCAUCUUCGCUCUGCACAGCAGCGAAGAAGGGGUUCGCUCGGGGCUUUAUCCGUUAUCAAUCGUUUCGUUUUUGUGGAAAUUUAAGUUUAUUAAGUGAUUCUAUUUAUUUGGACGUAUCUCUAGCGGUACGUAUUGAACCUGUAAAUUGAUCGAACCUAUCUAAAAUCAACAGCUCUCCCAAACAAACUUGCACGUAAGUGGCAUAGAAGCCCUCAAUCUAGGAUUCUAUUAAGUGUGCGACCGUUUAUCAGUCCACGUGAGUGUAGCAUUAUAAUUACUGUAGGUGAUUCAUCCACUUUGGCAGCCCUACAAUACGGUGAAAAUGUUCGCUAACAUUACCAACUACUUGCUAGGAAAUUAUGCCGAUGGGCCCAAGACUGAUCUGACCGCCGCCAUCGACGAUGUCGAGGAGCGAUUCCGAGCCGUCGAUACCGAAGACGAUUGGCUCAUGGUAGAAAAGACUGAUGUAAAUAAGGAGCAACAAGAAAACGAAAUAAGGAUACUAGAUACUCACUUAGGCGGAGAAAUCCCGGAGCGAGGGCGGAGUCCGGGGCGGGGCGGGCGGCUGGCGGGGCGGCAGGUGUCGCGCUCGUCCUCGGCGUCCUCGCUACCCUGUCUUUCAUUGGAGGAGUCGUGGUACAUCACGCCCCCGCCCUGCUUCACCUCGGCAGGCCCCGCCCACCUGGAGACCUCCCCGCUCGAGAACCUCCUCAUCGAGCACCCGAGCAUGUCCGUCUACCACCGCCGGGCCGCCGCCACGAGCCCCGCCCACUCCCAGAGGCUCCGCUCCCGCUCUGUCUCCCCCUCGCACCCCCAGCCUCUCCAACCCCUCCCCGACAACCGGCGCCCCGCCCACGCCCCCGCCCACCAGCGCCACCAGCCAAUCAACAACCAGAUUGUCCAGCUCAAGGCUGCCCAAAAGCAGCAGCAGCGUAGAGCCUGCCAGGCUCUGAAACGCAACCAGCUGGAGCGAUCAAAUAAAGCAAUUCGUGAAAUCAGCAUGCGCAACAAGAGACAGCGGAGAUCAGAUCGUACGCAGAACCACUCCGGCGUCAACAACAACCGCAAAUGCUGCUAGUUCACCAACACUGUUUUCACCCCGAAAUUCGUACGCUACUUGAUCUCACUCUCUGAUUAUUUCAGCAAUAUAACAGCAGAAUCCAAUUUAUUUCAUUAAAUUUUAUCAAAUUUAAUACUGUCCUCCUCUCCCAAUCUUUUAGUACUUUUAAGUCUUUUUCUGGAAUUCCCUACUCUUCGAGCAGGAAAUCGCUUUGUAAAAGUCACCAUUUUGCAGUAUUUUAAUUCCCUCAGACUCAUUGGAUGUUAUCUGGAAAAGUGUUCCUGCGCUGAGUUCAUCAAGUUGCAAAUGUUCUCUUUGAUGAGGAACUUAAUAAUCACCCGUUGCGCUGUAUUUAUUCUCUUAACAUUGUUUCUAAAUUAGCGAGAGCAAUCACUAAUUAAUCGUUUUGAUUAAUUAUAAAUUUGUUAAUUGUUUGUAUGGUUGAGGCAUUUUUUGGACUCAAUGAAAAACCCUUUUCUUAUUUCAUCGAUUAGAAAUGUUGCAUCUUUUUUAAUUUCUGUAAGGUUAUCCUUUUCCUUUCAUGAUUUAAAAGCUCUAAGUAUCAUCUCUUUUUUCAAUGUUGAAUCGGAGAAUGCCUAGAAAACCCAAAUGUAAUGCCCAUCUGUUCCAAAAAUGGAGAAAACGAACUUGAAAUGAGUCCUGGCAGCAUUGACUAUUAUUUUUUGACCUAAGAAAAACGCAAAAAUGUUUUGAUGACGUUCAGUUUUUUACACAAAUUAUCAGAAAAAGCACAUGUAAAAGAGAACAAAAGUGGUCUCCCAACUUGAAUAUUUAAACAGUCUUAUUUAGGAGUUUCCUCUCUUCAAUUAACAAUUUUUUCCAUUUGCUUUCCUAGCCAAUGCUACUAAGAAGGUUACAAUUUGAACAUACUCUUAUUAAGGUACAUUUUUCAAGGUGCUUGUUUCAAGGUAUCUUUUUCAAGAUUUUUUCUUAAAGGAGCUCUCUUGAGGUACUCAAUACAAGGGACACCUCAAGAGUGCUUCAUUUUAAGACACUCUUCAGGGUACAUUUUUAGAUACUUUUUGAAGGUAUUCUGUUUUAAGUUAUUCCUCACGAGGUACUUUCUUUAGCACUCUGCUCCGAGGUUCUCUUUUAUAGGUUUCUUCCGAUGGUUCUAUUUUCAAGGUACUUUCUCAAAGUGGCCAUUGUAAGGUAAUUUCCGAAGAUAUUCUGUUUCAAGGUACUUCAAUGCUCAGUGAAUUCAGUUAACAUGUAUAUUCUCUGCUUUUGCGUUUAAUUUUCUCAGAAUCUGAAGGUUUUUGAGAAUUGUGCGCUAAAAUGGAACAAAGAUUCCAUAAGAAUCAGAUUUUCAGAUCCCAGUAAACUUGUUCCUUUUUACUAGCCUCUCUGUGUGCUUGUUUCUACAUGAGCUACUCUAACCUCAGGAUCUUGGUCGAAUUGAAGGGAAGUUAUUUACUGAGGAUGAAAUUUUAAGAAAAGACUUUGUUGGAGUUCAGCAAAAAUAAAAAUAAAAAAAAUAAAUUAAAAUCUACCAUUUCCAUUCUUAAACGGUCAUUGAACCUCAUUUUCCAUAAUAAAAAAUGGAGAUGGGGCCUUUUUUUUUUUUUUUUUUUUUUUACGAUGAGACGCAGAUGAACACAGUUCCAAGUUAACUUGUUGUCAAGUUUUUUUCUUCUUAUCUAUAUUUUUUUUCUUCCAUAUAGGCAGGCUUAACUUAGAUUUUUUGCUGUUAAAAUUUCUUCUCGUCAGCCUAUAAUUCAAUUAGGUUCAAUUUCUAGUGAUUGAAAAUCGUAGGGCAAGAUUAAUUAAUUUUGCAUGUUGUUUGUGCAAUGGCAUGCUUUGCUCAAGCGAUACUUUCAAGAUAUUAAGAAAGAAAUGUCUAUGAAAAAAAUAAAAAUACUAAAAUCCAGUAAAAAUAUCAAAAGAAAACAAAUAGUAUGUAUUGAUUGUUAGCUUAUCUCAUUGUUUGCCAAAGGAGAAUUUUUUUUUAAUUUUUGACGAGUCGUUUGACUGUAUUCGGUAUGAAUUUUGGAAAAACAAAAUACUCUACCAGUAUUUUGCGUCCUUUCUUUUCCAAACCCUGGAGUUUAUUUCGGCCGGCAAAAAGUCAAUAUUUGAUUUAGGGUGAGGUUUAAAAAAAGCGACAGACAUCAAAGAGGAUUUUUUAUUUAUCUUAUCGGCCCUUUAACAGCCGUAGAGUUCCUUUCAUGAAAUUCAACAUUCAUUGAUCCUCCUCAGUUUUCUGCACCUUAUCCUGAUGUAAAUGAGGCCUUCUUUACAGGACCCUAAAGUCUGUACUCCCGUUCAAAUUUUUUCCUAAUUUAGCUUUUAAAAUGAAACUCAGGGAAAGAAUCUAUGUCAAAAGGAACUACUUCUUGGCAUAUCCAAAAUUGUUGAGGGGCACUCCCUUCAGGAGGUACCCAUGUUUCGUUUAAACAGCUUAAAAUUAGGAAACAUUUUGAAAAGCAAGGGUGCGGACUUUUGUGACACCCUGUAUAAGAACAAGGUUUGUGACACUUAAAUUACAAUGAUGCCGUGCCAAGGUAAAAUGCUGCAUGUACCUUCAAAUGUUACUAGACUUCCUUCGUUAAAGGACGAAUUCAUUGAGAAAAUUCGUAGUAUUUUUCUCCCAAUUUUUCAGACAAUUUUGCCGAUUUAUUCUAAAAUAAAUAUCAGAAAAUUUCAAAGAAAAAAAUGCGUAACAUUUCUAAAGAGUAAAUAUUUUUUGGAGGAAAUUCUACAACAUUUGAAUGCUCAUGCAGCAUUUUUCCUCAGCAUGGCAGAACGGACCUGUGUUUCUAUUAUGGAUAAGGCUCCAAGGAGCUGUCAAAAUGUAAAUAAUAGUUUUAAAAUCACCUCAAUGUUCCAUUUUAAGUUUAGUCUGAAAUGAAAAAAGUUGUAUUAUUUGCGGUCCUCAUACAUCGCUUUAUAUUGGAAUUUAUCUUUACAAUUGUGAAAAAUGAAUAUAUACAUAUGUAAUACAUAUAUAUACAAUACUGUAAUAAUGGCCAUGUAUAGAUGUAUAUGCACACUUUUUUUUGCGCUAGCUGUAAAACUUUGACUCACUUUCAAGUUUCUCAUGUCCUUCCCUGCAGGUACUGGCGGGUUUCCAUGGUUAUUCUUGGGUUUUUGUGGGGCCCUGCAUAUUUCUAGCAGUUCUCAUGAAUCUUCAUGGUUUUUGCGAAAACAUUGCAGUGUGCACUUAACAUGGGACUUUGGUUUUGAUAUUUUCCAUGUUUCCACGGUAUUUUCCGUUAUCCAUGGAUUCCAGCAAGUCCUUGCCGUUUAGAGGACACUCCUUGAGUUCUGCUAAAAUUAGAGUAUUUUUUGUGCUUUUUCUCUAAUUUCCGCAGCUUCCUCUGAACUUUCUGUCCUAAAACACUUUAAACAGGUGUAACAUUUUAAAGUAUUAUCUACUUUGAAGAGUUUAAAACAAGUUGAUUUUGUACA